GCCAAACACAAUUCAGAAGAGAAAGAAGUUUUAGUUUUCUCUCUCUCUCUCACACACACACACAUCGCAGCUGCUUCGUCUUGCAUCGAGUUUUUCAGCCAUGGCGGCUCUACAGUAUUUGGAAUCAGUUUGCAAUGCCCAUCCAGAACUCUCCGAUUGGUACACUACGCUAUCAGAUCUGUACCAAAGAAAGCUCUGGCACCAGCUUACUCUCAAGCUCGACCAGUUCGUUUCACUUCCCCUUUUUCAGGCUGGUGACACACUAAUACAGUUGUAUGACAACUUCAUCACUGAUUUUGAGACAAAGAUCAAUCUUCUCAAGCUUGCACAUUUUGCGGUCAUUGUUUCUCGGCAAUACCCUGAGAAAGAGGCUGCUAUAGGUUACCUUGAAGGAGUGGCUGAGAAACUUCGUAAUACUAAGGAGACACGGAUAAAGGAGCCGAUUCUUUUUAUUAAGAUGCAGAUUGCCCUGUUUAAGCUUGAGCAAGGGGAUCAAAAAGAAUGCCAGAAACUUUUAGAUGAAGGGAAGACUACACUUGACAGUAUGACUGACAUUGAUCCAUCUGUUUAUGCGAGCUAUUAUUGGGUUUCAUCUCAGUAUCAUAAAUCUCGCCAGGACUUUGCUGAGUUCUACAAGAGUUCUCUUCUUUAUCUUGCUUACACUUCAGUGGAAUCUCUUUCUGAAUCAUUUAAGCUGGAUUUGGCUUUCGAUUUGUCCCUGUCAGCAUUGCUGGGAGACAACAUAUACAACUUUGGAGAACUACUUGCUCAUCCAAUUAUACAGAGUCUGGUAGGGACUAAGGUUGAGUGGCUCUAUUAUAUUCUUGAAGCCUUUAACACCGGUGAUUUGGUUCGCUAUCAACAAUUAUGCCAUGUCCAUCAAGCUGCUUUGAGUGCCCAACCAGCAUUGGUGCAGAACGAGAAAAAGCUUCUCGAGAAGGUCAACAUUCUCUGCUUGAUGGAAAUUAUCUUCAGUCGCCCAGCAGACGAUAGAACUAUUCCUCUGAGUGUGAUUGCAGAGCGUACAAAGUUAAAUGUGGAGGAUGUAGAAUAUCUACUCAUGAAGAGCCUUUCUGUUCAUCUCAUUGAGGGAAUAAUUGAUCAAGUCGAAGGGACAGUUUAUGUCUCCUGGGUGCAACCAAGAGUUUUGGGAAUUCCCCAAAUCAAGUCAUUGAGGGAUCGGCUAGACAAUUGGGUGGAUAAAGUACACACGGCUUUGUUAUCUGUGGAGGCUGAAACUCCUGAUUUAGUUGCUACAUAAUCCUUGGUUUUCCCAGUUCCCUUUCAGGUCUCUGUAAUAGCCCCGCCACAUCUUUAUAUUUGUUUUGAUUCUGAAAAGAGCUGGUAAUACAGCUGAGAAACUAGGGACAGUGUUCUAGUACUCUUAGGCGUUUAUUUUUAUGUCCCAGUUUUAGCUUGAGAUAUUAUUGAUCUCAUUGAAUUUUUCCCUCAGAUAGCUGGUUGUUCUUGUAUUCGAUUACCAGAGUUCAUAGUGAUGACAUUCAAAAGGGAUAACUGGAGCCAAGUUGUGAAAUGGCUUAUUUUUACGACUGUUAGAAUUUUAUUAUUUCCUGGACCUUUUGCACUACAACUAAACAGAGCCAAUAGUAUGUGAUUAUAUAUUUCCUUUUC
Messenger RNA from Nicotiana tabacum (common tobacco), 1632 nucleotides. RefSeq names its product 26S proteasome non-ATPase regulatory subunit 13 homolog B. Gene Ontology annotation, cellular component: proteasome regulatory particle, lid subcomplex; cytosol; nucleus. The record is from RefSeq and is a predicted model, not a curated record. Gene Ontology annotation, molecular function: structural molecule activity. Gene Ontology annotation, biological process: ubiquitin-dependent protein catabolic process. Lineage: Eukaryota; Viridiplantae; Streptophyta; Magnoliopsida; Solanales; Solanaceae.